AUGACUACAAUUCCAAGAUUACCACCUCUCCCAGGUAUAAGAGAUAUGGUAAAACUGUAUAAAGUAUCAGCGAUGAAGCAGCUUUCACAAAAUUUCAUUUUAAAUGAAAAAUUAACAGAUAAAAUAGUAAAGAAAGCAGGAAAUCUUACUGGAGCUGAAGUAUUAGAAGUUGGUCCUGGUCCUGGUGGAUUAACUAGGUCAAUUAUAAGACAAUGUCCAGAAAAAUUAAUUGUUAUAGAAAAGGACAGAAGAUUCAAACCAAUACUACAGAUGUUAAGUGAUGCUUAUAGUACAGUUAAUGGUAAAAUGGAUAUUAUUUAUGGUGAUAUCAUGAGAACGAACUUGACUCCUUUAUUCUCGGAAAGUUUUAAAAAAUCUUGGGAAGACAAGAUGCCAAGAAUAUUCAUAAUUGGUAAUUUACCAUUUAAUGUGUCCACACCCUUAAUUAUUCAGUGGUUACACUCAAUCUCUGAAAGGAAUGGUCCUUGGGAAUUUGGAAGGUCUAGAAUGACAUUAACAUUUCAAAAAGAAGUUGCUGAGCGUUUAGUAGCUGAACCAUUAGAUGAUCAAAGAUGUAGAUUGUCUGUAAUGGCACAGGCUUGGACAAAGCCUGUGCUACACUUUAUAAUACAAGGUUCAGCUUUCGUUCCAAAACCAGAUGUUGAUGUUGGUGUGGUAUCAUUUAUACCUCUAGCUAAUCCACGUACAAAACAUGAAUUUAAAAUUUUUGAGCGUGUAACACGUCAUAUUUUUAGUUUUCGUCAGAAGUAUAGCGUACGAGGUAUUGAAACCUUGUUUCCACCAGAAUGUCGAAAAGAAUGUGGACAUAUGAUGUACAAACUUACCGAUUUGAAUCCUCAGACAAGGCCAAUGGAAUUGUCAGUGGAAGAUAUUGAUAAACUUGUUAGCGCAUAUAAAUACUUAAUAGAAAAACAUCCAGAAAUCGGCGUGUAUGAAUAUCGUGCAUCUCGAAAAAUAUUAAAAUUAUCCGAUACGAUCAAAAUAGACGUCGCAGAAUGUUCAACACUGUAA
Dufourea novaeangliae is the source of this 1032-nucleotide messenger RNA. It is a transcript of the gene mtTFB1, whose product is annotated as dimethyladenosine transferase 1, mitochondrial. The record is from RefSeq and is a predicted model, not a curated record. Gene Ontology annotation, cellular component: mitochondrial matrix. Lineage: Eukaryota; Metazoa; Arthropoda; Insecta; Hymenoptera; Halictidae. The coding region runs from base 1 to 1032 and encodes 343 amino acids. Gene Ontology annotation, molecular function: rRNA (adenine-N6,N6-)-dimethyltransferase activity; mitochondrial transcription factor activity. Gene Ontology annotation, biological process: transcription initiation at mitochondrial promoter; rRNA methylation. The transcript is spliced from 3 exons.